Toxorhynchites rutilus septentrionalis is the source of this 691-nucleotide messenger RNA. RefSeq lists its product as uncharacterized. Lineage: Eukaryota; Metazoa; Arthropoda; Insecta; Diptera; Culicidae. Gene Ontology annotation, cellular component: extracellular matrix. Bases 32 to 691 code for a protein of 219 amino acids. The record is from RefSeq and is a predicted model, not a curated record. The transcript is spliced from 3 exons.
CAACGCACGACACGAAUUCCAUCAUUCUAACAUGUAUCAGCUCAUCGCACUCCUUCUUUGCUUGGUUAUCGCCAUCACAGCACUUCCUGUUAGCAAGCAUGAGCAACACAGCCCCAAAAACGAGAACCAGUACGCAACCGAGGAAAGCAGAAAAUCGCUGUGGGAAACCGACCAUCACAAUCAGCUGGAUGAAUUAAGCUCAGAGCCCAAAUCUGAUGAUAACCUUCGCAUUCUUGAUAACCGAACCGAAGAACACGAGGAAAUUGAGCUGGUUCGAAUAGAGAAAAUUAAUAGUUCUGAUAAUAUCAAUAUCCGUCGAGGAUUCGCCUGUUUGUUCGUGUUUGUCACAGCUCUACCAACGAAAGAUCAGAACCACGAUGCAAAACCCACAGAACGCAUCCCAAAGUACCACUUCGAGUACGGAGUAAAGGAUGCUAACACCGGUGAUCACAAGGUCCAUUGGGAGAAACGAAAUGGUAAUCAUGUCGAGGGGUCGUACACGGUGGAGGAAGCGGAUGGCGGUCGUCGCAUCGUGAACUAUCAGACCGAUGAGAAGGGUGCGAUGCAAAUUCAGGUCACCAAGGUCGCUGGUCAUGCUGUGGUCCCGAAGCCCAAGCCGCUUCAAGAACAAGUUGCGGGUAGGGAUUACGGAAAACCAGAGUAUCCCAAAUUGUAUGAAUAUUAUUAUUAG